AUUCUCUUCAUAAAAACUUCAAGGAUGCAUAAUUUCCCAAUCUUUCUUAUCCUCGUCAUUGUAUUGACUCUUUUUGGUACUGACGCCCGUGUUACUUUUGAUUCUCAAAAGAGAAGCCCUCAGCCAUAUGACGCUCAAGGUCUUGUUAAUGGACUUCUUGGUGGUGGUAAAUCUUCUGGUAAACCUUAUAGCCCUCUUUCAGAUCCUUCCGAAUUAAACGGUGAUACUACUAAAGGUGACAGCUAGAAAGAGCGUAAUUAAGAUAAACUACUCAAGACUUUAGAAAAUGAUAGUGUAGCAAAAUAUUAGUUGGUGUAUAAUGAAGCACUUUUUAAAGAUGUCUACCUUUACAUAAUUGAUUAAUAAAACGAG
This is a messenger RNA of Mucor mucedo, 372 nucleotides long. RefSeq lists its product as uncharacterized. Lineage: Eukaryota; Fungi; Mucoromycota; Mucoromycetes; Mucorales; Mucoraceae. The record is from RefSeq and is a predicted model, not a curated record. Bases 25 to 246 code for a protein of 73 amino acids. The transcript has a single exon.